GAGGAUGUCUGGGAACCGGAGAUCGUCGCUGAUUGUGGGAUGAAUCCACUUUGGUUUUGACCUCAACGUUAGCAUCAACCCUUACAAUCACCAAAACUUUUUUCGUCGAGAAAUCUCAAAGAUGUUGCCCACGCCCGUGAAGGCGGCUCGUUUUCUCAAGCGUCUCGUAAGAUCACCUAGCUUGAGAUAUCUAGUCAGAAAGCCUUUGAUAUGGGUCAUUGUAUUCUUCUAUGUCUGCUUAGCUGCAUUCAUCCUCGCGGUCACUCCAGUUCGCAUCACUCAAUUCAUGUAUGACAUCUCUCAAGACCUUCGAUCUCUUCCAUAUGGGUACAUGCUUCUUAUCGUUGCCAUGAUUAUCACAUCAUUCCCCCCUUUCAUCGGACAUGGCACACUCCUUCACAUGUUCGGUUUCACAUACGGCAUGUGGGGCUUCUUCCCUGCAGCGGUUGGAACAAUGGCAGCCUCCACUAUAGUUUUUGUUACCCUUCGGAUGAUGUUUGGCAAGAGGUUGCGUUUGCGGACUUCCACUAACCAGAAAUGGCAGGCUCUGGAAGCUGUCAUACGAUCAAGAGGCAUGCCCUUGAUCAUCCUCAUCCGCAUGUCUUCACUUGUGCCGUGGGCUUGGUCAAACUCGCUAUUCGCAAGCAUAGCGUCGGUAUCGUUUCUCCGGUUCUUCAUAGCGACUUUGUUUGUCUUCCCAAAGGUCUGGGUAAACGUAUUCAUCGGAUUUUGUCUUGCCAGACUCUCAGACAGCAAACAGAGAAAUCGAACAAAGUUUUUCAAUGGCUUUUUAAUUAUCAUUGGUAGUCUGUCAAGUGUUUUAGCCAGCUCGCUGAUCUAUUAUUCCAUCCGGAAGGAGAUCAAACGUUUACGUGAAAGCGCGGAGCGUGACGAAAUACCUGAAGAAGAAUUUGAGGCGACAGAGGAAAUGUCCUUAUCUUGCUCUGCAAUUUGACUUUCACUUCCUUGGUGAGCUCGUUGCAAUGGGCAGUCUUAUCUUGGUGGUGGGAUUUACAUGUAUAUUAUCCACCUGUACUCAUCGUUACUGCCAUGUUCUCGAUAGAUCGAUGCAGGUUGAUCCUGUUGACUUUUGCUAUAGCAG
This is a messenger RNA of Suillus subalutaceus, 1102 nucleotides long. RefSeq names its product Golgi apparatus membrane protein TVP38. Gene Ontology annotation, biological process: vesicle-mediated transport; mitotic spindle elongation. Gene Ontology annotation, cellular component: Golgi membrane. The coding region runs from base 122 to 955 and encodes 277 amino acids. NCBI's taxonomy places the organism in Eukaryota, Fungi, Basidiomycota, Agaricomycetes, Boletales, Suillaceae. The record is from RefSeq and is a predicted model, not a curated record. The transcript has 7 exons.